This is a messenger RNA of Hydra vulgaris (swiftwater hydra), 1701 nucleotides long. RefSeq names its product tRNA pseudouridine synthase Pus10. Gene Ontology annotation, biological process: tRNA pseudouridine synthesis. The record is from RefSeq and is a predicted model, not a curated record. Gene Ontology annotation, molecular function: pseudouridine synthase activity; RNA binding. Lineage: Eukaryota; Metazoa; Cnidaria; Hydrozoa; Anthoathecata; Hydridae.
UGCUUCCCACCCUUGGUGGAUAAAGUUUGCCUUUCGGGGAACGUAUUUUUUUCAAACAAUGGAUCUUGAGCGAUGUUUAUGAUUUUUCGUUAAACUAGGCCACGUGCUACGUUUGUUUAUUGACUAUCAGUCUUGUACCAGCACUGCUUAAACUAAAAUUUAAUCAAAUUUUUACAUAUUCAAUAUGGAAGAGUUAUUUUCCUUAAACAAAUAUUGUACCCGGUGUAUACUACGUUACUCUGUUGAAAAUGUUUAUCAAGUAUUUGAGUCAGAACAGUUUUCACCUGUUACUGGAUGUGGAUUAUGUUUAGAUGUUCUAUCAGAUGAAAAUAUUGAGAAAACAGUUUUAUCUAUAGUUGAGCAGCUUAAAAAGUAUGAAGCACCUUUAUAUACUCUUGCAAUUCAACUACCUCAAUGCAUUCUCAUUAGAGCGUAUUCCUUAUCGGUUUUUAUCAAGCAAAAAAAACUAAUAAAAAAUAGUUCGAUAAAUGUAAUUCCCAUAAAAGAAUCAUUGAAAUAUAAAAUUAUUCAACAAGUAGACGAACUCUCACUAAAAAAACAUUGCUCUAAGAGUACAGUUUUGGUUGAUUUAAUUUAUUCUCAUGAAACAAACACAGCUGAUUUAUCAAAAAUUCCUCAAAAGAAAAGCAAAAAAAAGUAUUUUUGCAAGACUAAGAAUUCACAACCAGAAGUAACCAAUCAAGUAAUGGAAGACUUUUUAAGUAACUUAAAGGAGUCAGAAAUAUCAAAAUAUAUAUCUUUUCCACCUUUAUCAGUGAGAUCAUUAUGCACCUUCAGUGUUAAUACCUGCCAAGAAUCAAUAUUUAUAGCAGGUCGCUACAAUAAAUAUUCAAGAGAACUCAGUCAAACACCUUGGAUUAUUGAAGGAGAACGUAAGACAGAGUCAUCUGUUCAGGACCUAAUAUGUGGGAAAAUGCAAGAAGCAGUUCAAGCAUCAGACAAUAAAUUUAUAUCAUCUGGAAGAGAAGAUGUCGAUGUAUUGAUGCUGGGAAAAGGUCGUCCAUUUGCUGUGGAACUUAUAAACCCUAAAGUAUCUGGAUUAGAAAGAAACAUUGUACAAGAACUUCAAGAUGCCAUUAACAAGUCAACUGACCUAAUUAGUGUGAGAGACUUGCAAGUAAUGCAUAGAGGGGCAAUACAAAAGUUGAAAGAAGGAGAAGAAGAAAAAAAGAAGUUGUACAGGGCAAGAAUUUGGUGUCCAUUACCUAUAUCAGCUGAAAAAAUUGAUUCUGUUUGUAUCCUUAAAAAUAUUGUACUGAUGCAGAAGACUCCUAUAAGAGUUUUACACAGGAGACCAUUAAUUACGCGAGAGCGUACAAUUUAUGAAACAAACUUAACUCGAGUUGACGAAUUUCAUUACGAUCUAUUUAUUACUACGCAAGCUGGAACUUACGUAAAAGAAUUUGUCCACGGCGAUUUUGGACGAACUAACCCAUCUCUGCGAACAUUACUAAAUGCUGAUGUUGACAUUUUAGAGCUAGACGUGCAGAAUGUGGAAUUCGAUUGGCCUCCUAGUUGCAAUGACGUAAACUGCGUGAAUGACUAGUCUUUAUCUUUGCCGCCAUUAACUUCAUUAUAGAAUGAUCUAUAUUUACUUUAUUGCAGUUUUAGCGAAUCAAUGAUUUGUAACAAUUUUAUAAAACUAAUUGCUGGGUAAAUAACGGCUGCUAGUUGUGUUAA